GAACCCGGGGGGCUCAGAGCGGAAGUACGUCAGAGAAGACCGGGCGGGGCGCAGGUAGAGGGCACGAAGAAGGUAAACUUUUAGAAAAACCUCUGCACCUCGGUUUGUCGCUUCAGACUCUUGAGGAAAGUCGAUGAAGAGUUUUCCGAGGACGAUUUAGCAACGCAAACAAGUGCAACAUGUGUGGAGGUCUGUCCCACUGUAAGAUAGCCCUGGUCUUCGCUGUGAUCAUGGACUUACUGGGAGGAUCUGCUCUGCUGAUCGGGGUCUUUGCACCUCUAGAAAUCCAAGGGAGGGACUUUGGAGACCUUUUAGUGUACACUGGUGCCCUGUUUGUCGUGACGUCUCUGGCGGGCUGGGUGCUGUGGUACAGUGGGAACAUCGAGGGUCUGAGUUCAAAGAAGGAGCUGGGUCACAUCGGCAGCGCUGUCGAUCGUUUGGCCCGAAACCUCAGCCGCAAGAUCCGCAGCUACCGGACCCACCACUAAACCAAGGGUGGCAGCACUGAGCAACAUGGAGCAUCCCACCUGCUGGACACAGUAUUACAGAGGUCCUUACUAUUUUCACACCACGUACAGUUUCUAAAUAAUGUGGAUUUCAAAGGUAAAUAUAGGACAGUCACAAAGCCAGGUCAAGGUCUAAUGUGUGACUAAACUUGAUUAAACCCAGGAUUCAAUUGAAACUAAAAUAUGGUUCUAUCAGGACUAUUAUUAUAAAAGAAUGAGAACUAAAUUCAAUUUCUGGCGCAGUGUCUGUCACCUAAUUUUCUCUAUGGAAAUAAUGAGGUUCAGUUCAAUCAAUCCAGUUAGAUUUUUAUUAAGAACACAAAAUAUCUGGUUCAAGUUGUUGUAGCUUUAUAGUUCCAUAGUAUGACAUUAACCUCAUCUAUGCCCAUGGAGAUUAUUUUGAAUAAUUAAUAGGGAUGUAACAAUAACCGAAAUAUCGUGGUAUUGUAUCGUCAAAAUUCUCGCAAUAAUAUCGUAGACCAUCACAAUAUAUCGAAUUACAAGCCUCUUUGCUUAAAUUAAGAGUUAUGAUGCAGCAAUAGCUACAAAAAGACAGAGAGAACUACAUAGACCAUGAUCCUUUGCUCCAUUUCAGUGUAGACUAUAAUAGAUAAUGGAAAUAACAGUUCUAAGGACUUUUAAGUCUUGGUUCUUUGGAUUAAGUCUUGUCAAGGUAUUUUAAGAGGAAAAAGUAGCAUAUUAACAGUUUUGUUAACCUCCAUAAAAUAUUGAAAUAGAUAUUGUACCGUGAGAUGUAUAUCAUGAAAUAUUCAUACUGAAAGAUUUUAGGUAUUGUUAUCGUGAGCCUCCCCACCAUAUCAUGAUCUUCCCCACAAUAUCGCAAUAAAUAUCGUACCGCGAGGUUUAUACCGUGACGAUAUCGUAUUGUGAGACUUGGAUAUUGUUACACCCCUACUAAUAAAUUAGCUCUAAUUAAAUAAUUGCUACAUAUAUAACCUAAAAUCCUUACAAGUCAAAUCAAUGACGGCUGCAUGGAGACAAACAAGUGGUGGAACCCCACCAGAAAAGUUACAUAGUGAACCUUUAAGCAAGAACUGCUGUAUACUGGCCAAGGUCAUGACUAUAUUUAGUAAUUGCGGCUAAUCUGUAAUUACUGAACCAAAAUAGAUCUAAAACAAGGCAACACAUUGACCGUAAUACCCUAAGUAAGUAGCUGCCUAUUGGUCUGUUCUCUAAUUUUAUUCUCAAAGCAGUCUUAAAAUAAACCAAGUUCUAAAAUAAACUAAACUGAAUGCUUGUGUACUAUGAGUGGGACUAGAGCCACAGAUUGUGAACCACAUGGACUGUUAGGAGUAGAACCAACAUUUCUGUUUUUAAACUUUGUUAGUGUUUUUGUAUGAUUUGUGCUUUGUUUUAAUGUGUUACUUUAUACAUUUCAAUUGAAAAUGAACUAAACUGUGCCUUUAAUGAAUGAUAAUUAAAAUAACUUCUUUGCACUGUCAUUUUUUUUAUUACAAAUAGCUCACAUUUUAUAUCUGCACAGGUUUGUAUAAGAUAAAUAUUUCUUAUUUGGACACAUAAGGAAAAUAAAACAUCUAAUGUAUACUCACCAAAAUGUACUAUAUCAUGUAUGUCAUAUUACUACGAUUUCUACUAUUAUUACUGCUACU
This is a messenger RNA of Boleophthalmus pectinirostris (great blue-spotted mudskipper), 2137 nucleotides long. RefSeq names its product transmembrane protein 238a (gene tmem238a). The record is from RefSeq and is a predicted model, not a curated record. The transcript is spliced from 3 exons. NCBI's taxonomy places the organism in Eukaryota, Metazoa, Chordata, Actinopteri, Gobiiformes, Gobiidae. Bases 180 to 488 code for a protein of 102 amino acids.